GGUUAAGAAGUUAUUUGCGUGUUCGAAGUUUGGUUGCGCGUUGCGCGAUUACUUGCUAGUUGCAAGCAGUUAUUUUUAUCGGUGUACUGCUACAAAUUAUUCGAUUGUUAUAAAAGACGUCUCCAGGGCUAUUACGAGUCAUAACAUAUCAAAAUUGAUGAAAAUACGUCCUAAAAUAAUCUCCCUUCGUUGUCUCAUACCAUUAUUAUAUAUACUGUCUGAUGUUUUGGAGCAUUAGUAACAUCCAGUACUGGACACUAAUGACAGCAGCAGAGAAGCUUGCCGCUGUUCCUGAUGUGGAUAUCGACCCAGAAGGAACAUUUAAGUAUGUUCUAAUACGUGUCUUUGCUCCAGAGGGUCCUGAUGGCAAAGAACCGAGCAAAUUAGUGGUGCGAGGAUACAAGUGAGUUGGCUUCCAUUCGGACGUCUACGAUGAGACGAUGGACAGGGUGAAUGGCCUCGGCAUUGAUACAGAGUGCACUGGUGGUGGCAGAAUACAGCACGACCCCAGUGCCAAGGUCAUCAAAGUGUACAGCUACUCACAGGGGUUUGGGAAGGCAGACCACAGCAAGACUGUAGAAAUUCUGAAGACUGCAUAUCCUGUUUACAACAUUACUUGGAGUGAUGAAGGAUACUGA
Molecule: messenger RNA, 638 nt
Organism: Schistocerca piceifrons (Central American locust)
Lineage: Eukaryota; Metazoa; Arthropoda; Insecta; Orthoptera; Acrididae
Product: 14 kDa phosphohistidine phosphatase-like
Exons: 4
Biological process (GO): peptidyl-histidine dephosphorylation
Cellular component (GO): cytosol
Molecular function (GO): protein histidine phosphatase activity
Source: RefSeq, a predicted model, not a curated record